Messenger RNA from Anoplopoma fimbria (sablefish), 2406 nucleotides. Its product is annotated as proteinase-activated receptor 1-like. The transcript is spliced from 2 exons. Gene Ontology annotation, molecular function: thrombin-activated receptor activity. Bases 74 to 1408 code for a protein of 444 amino acids. The record is from RefSeq and is a predicted model, not a curated record. Lineage: Eukaryota; Metazoa; Chordata; Actinopteri; Perciformes; Anoplopomatidae. Gene Ontology annotation, biological process: positive regulation of blood coagulation; thrombin-activated receptor signaling pathway; positive regulation of Rho protein signal transduction. Gene Ontology annotation, cellular component: membrane.
UGGGUGAGACGACACGGACAGCGUUGGACUGCAUGAGGAUUAUCGAUAUUUAAUAAUAUUUCUGCUGUUUUUCAUGACUUUUUGCGCAGCAAUGUGUCCAAAGACUUUGCUGCUGGUGCUGGUGUGCGUGCACGCUGCCUCGGCUGCUGCCAAUAACGUCAGUGCACGAGGGAGGACCUUCACCUUCUUUGACCCUUCGGCUGACCACCUUGACCUGAGUGACCUUUAUGCAGACAACAACGUCUUUAAAUCUAAUCUCUCCAAAAGUAUCUGGAUGCGUAAUGCGAACGUCUCCGUCCAGCCUAACAUCUCCGAGGCGGCGCUUCAGUUCCUAACGGGCCCCGUGUCCACCAUCCUCAUCCCGUCCUUCUACACUCUGAUCUGCCUCGUCAGCAUUCCCAUCAACGUCGCUGCCAUUCUGGCCUUCGCCCGGGGGAUCCGACCCAAGAAGCCCGCCGCCAUCUACAUGCUGAACUUGGCCUCCGCCGACCUGCUCUUCGCCUCGCUGCUCCCCUUCAAGAUCUCCUACCACUUCGGCGGCAACGACUGGAUAUUCGGCCCGCUCAUGUGCCGCGUGGUCACCGCCGCCUUCUACUGGAACAUGUACUGCUCCGUGCUCCUCAUAGCUUGCAUCAGCGUGGACCGUCUCCUCGCCGUGGUCUACCCUAUCGACUCCCUGUCGUGGAGGAGGCCCCGCAACGCCAACAUAGCCUGCGUGGCCAUGUGGAUUAUAUCCCUCGCCGGCUCCGUGCCCCUGGUGCUCUCCGACCAGACCUUCCACCUCCAGGAGUUGGACAUCACCACCUGCCACGACGUGCAACUGGCGAGCCAGCUGAUCUGGCGCUACAAGGCGUACUUCGUCACCCUCUGCGUCGCCCUCUUCUUCCUGCCUCUUCUCGUCAUCGCUGUGUCCUACGCCCGGGUCAUCUGGUCGCUCAGCAGAGUCCCGAAAGGUUUCCCUGGAAGCUCCCGCAGGAGAGCAAGAGCGAUUGUUAUGGCGUUUACGGUGCUGGUGAUGUUCGUGCUGUGCUUCACGCCAACGAACUGCCUCCUCCUGGCGCACUACCUGCAGUUCAACAAGGGGGUCCAGCAGAACCAGGAGGCCCCUGACGGUUCCUACGCCGUCUACCUGGUGUUCCUGUGUGUCGGGAGUCUCAACUGCCUCCUGGACCCUCUGGUCUACUACUUUGGAUCAUCCCAGUGCCAGAAACAGCUCUCCAGCGCGCUGAGGUGUCAGAAGGUCACGGAUGGGAACAGCAACAGCAGCCAUUCUGCGUUCAGCAGAUCCAGCAGCAGAACAAUUCUGAAAUCCAGCCGUGCAGAAAGCUCCAAAAUGAACACUCCGGUCGCAAAGAUGGACUCUUACCAGGCGAACCUCAACAGCCAGUACAAGAAGCUGCUGGUGUGAUCAGAUGAACUGACUCCUACCUGUGAUUUUAAAAUCAUUAAACAGUAGAAAGAUUGUAUUAUGAAGUCCAAGUAACAGCCAAUAAAGAGCACAAAGUGAAUCUGUAGUUUAUUUUUCUUUCAGGAUGAAGGGAGGACGACUGAAGUGCUGCCAACAGAAAUAACUUUGUUUUGUGCAAUGACAGAAGAGGCUUUUGAUAUGAAGGAAGUAGAGAUUAGAUAAGGAACAGUUGAUACUCUGAAAUGCUUUUUAUUUUUUUGCACUGUAGAAUAAGAGUUUAUUAAGUUUAUAAGCUGCAAGUGAAUCUGUUAGUAUUAGAGUUAACGGAAGGAAACUAUUUGCUACUUUGUCUUUUUUUAUGUUUCACAUUUGAAAAACUGUCAAUGUCGUACUUUUUACUUUUUUUAAAGAAAGUAUUCACCUUUUAUUUUCCAUGUUUGGCAUCUGAAUGAAUCUGUUAUCUUAUCGUUGUGAUAGUGUUUUGGAGAUAACAGUAGUUUGUUGCACGCUGCUCUCUGCUGGUUGGAAGUGUGAAGUACUUCAAGUAUAUUAUACACAGUAUCACUGCAGUUUUAUUGUCUUUUCUCCUCCAGCAGGAAGCGCUAAGAUACUGAUAAUAAAAGGAAACCUCUUUAUCUGUGUUUAUAUCGGUCUCAGCAGAAAGUCAUGUGAUAGUAUAAAAUAGAUACUGACCGAAUAAAUACUUUUUGAAUCUUUUAAUGUUAUACAACUUGAUGUACUGUUGAGUACUUCUCUAAGUCCACUCGAUAAGUCUGCCAAUUAUCUUUUUAAUUAAUUGUUCAGGAUGUUAAAUGUCCAAAGAUUGUAAAAAAAAACCUGUUUCAUCACAGUUCCUGAGAGUCCGUCUUUAAAUGUGUUGUUGUGUCUGAAAACUUUCCAAAAACAAAAAGAUGUUCAAUUAACAUUGAAACACAAAGAAUAUAAAGAAUAUAUACUUCGUCAUGUACAAGACAAUUUCACUUAUGUACAUAAAGAUA